AUGCUUAAAUCUAUCAGAAUUCUCUCAUCCAUUGAUGCUCAUUAUGAUUAUGAGAUUUGGCAAAUUGAUGUCAAGACUGCUUUUCUAAAUGGCAAUCUUGAAGAAGAAAUCUAUAUGAUGCAACUGGAAGGUUUCAUAGCAAAAAACCAAGAGCAUAUGGUAUGCAAGUUGAAAAGACAUGGAGUUCCUCUGUUUGAUGACCAAAAGCCUAAGACUCAAGAGGAAGAAAAUAUGAUGAGACAAGUUUCUUAUACUUCUGCAGUAGGAAGUCUCAUGUAUGUCAUGCUUUGUACUAGACCAGAUAUUUGUUAUUCAGUUGGCAUGGUCAACCGAUAUCAAUCAAAUCCAAGACCAAAACAUUGGCAAGCUGUAAAGCAUAUUCUUAAGUAUCUACGAAGAACGAGAGAUUAUAUGCUUGUUUACUGGUAUGAGAAUUUGAUCCCCAUUGGCUAUAUAGAUUCAGACUUUCAAUCAGAUCUAGAUUUCAGAAAGUCCACUUCAGGUUGUGUGUUCACCUUGGGAGGUGGAGCCAUAAGUUGGAAGAGUGUUAAGCAAACUUAUAUUGCGAACUCCACCAUGGAAGCUGAAUAUGUUGCUACUUGUGAAGUGGCAAAAGAAGUUGUCUGGCUCAAGAAAUUCCUUUCUGAUCUUGGUGUAGUGAGAAUGGAGCAAGUUCCUAUCACAUUGUUUUGCGACAAUGGUGGAGCAGUUGCACAAUCCAAAGAUCCAAAGAAUCAUAAGAAGGGAAAGCACAUUGAGAGAAAAUAG
Messenger RNA from Quercus robur (English oak), 768 nucleotides. Its product is annotated as secreted RxLR effector protein 161-like. The record is from RefSeq and is a predicted model, not a curated record. The coding region runs from base 1 to 768 and encodes 255 amino acids. NCBI's taxonomy places the organism in Eukaryota, Viridiplantae, Streptophyta, Magnoliopsida, Fagales, Fagaceae. The transcript is spliced from 2 exons.